Messenger RNA from Arachis duranensis, 489 nucleotides. Its product is annotated as cold shock domain-containing protein 3-like. Gene Ontology annotation, molecular function: zinc ion binding; nucleic acid binding. The coding region runs from base 1 to 489 and encodes 162 amino acids. NCBI's taxonomy places the organism in Eukaryota, Viridiplantae, Streptophyta, Magnoliopsida, Fabales, Fabaceae. The record is from RefSeq and is a predicted model, not a curated record. The transcript has 2 exons.
AUGAUACGGGAGGAAAUAUUGUUGGAGGCGGAGGAGCCUGUUACUUGGUGUGAUGAUUUCAGUCAUCUUGCUAGAGAUUACAGCAGUGCUGGCAAUGGCGGUGGUGGCGGUAGCGAUACAUGCUACAACUGCGGCGGAAGAGGAGCAAAUGGUCGGGACUACUUUAAAUGCAGCGAGUUUGGACACAUGGUGAGGAAUUGCAGUGGAGGUGGUGGCGGCGGUGAGUUUGGACACAUGACAAGGGAUUACAGCAGAAGUGGUGGUGGUAACAGUGGUGAUUGCUAUAGGUGUGGUAAGGUUGGUCACUUGGCUAGGAAUUACAAUAGAGAAGGUGGUUUGGGUGCUGGUGGAAAUGGUGGAAAGAGCACGUGCUUCAAUUGCGGGAAGCCUGGGCAUUUUUUUACUUUGCAGAAGGUUUUGACGGUGAAGGAGAAGGAAGAGGGAGAGUCAGGUAGGAGAAAAAGGGCUGGGUGCUUUUCUUGCUUCUGA